This is a messenger RNA of Siniperca chuatsi (mandarin fish), 2138 nucleotides long. It is a transcript of the gene rax, whose product is annotated as retinal homeobox gene 3. Gene Ontology annotation, biological process: positive regulation of transcription by RNA polymerase II. Gene Ontology annotation, molecular function: RNA polymerase II cis-regulatory region sequence-specific DNA binding; DNA-binding transcription factor activity, RNA polymerase II-specific. The transcript has 3 exons. The record is from RefSeq and is a predicted model, not a curated record. The coding region runs from base 324 to 1268 and encodes 314 amino acids. Lineage: Eukaryota; Metazoa; Chordata; Actinopteri; Centrarchiformes; Sinipercidae.
CUGGUGCCUGCCUGCCUGGACGCACAGUUACCCCUAAAUCCAGGGCCAAAUCCAACAGGACGUCCCCUCUCUGACGUGCAGCGGGGGUGCCGCAUGAGGCAGGGGUCUUACAGCAGGCGCUACUUUAAAAGCCCCCUGUGAAGAUGCUCACCAUCCACUGAGCAAGACGGUCUCACUGGUGUGUAUCUGGUGCGCAAGUUUUCCAGCAGCCCUCGGCUCUGAUUUGAAAUUUUACAACUUUACCAAACACAAGAACAGCGAUACAUUUGAAAAGAAGUUGGAGCGUGUGUACUUUUGACCAUCUCUUUGGACUUCACCGACCAAUGUGGCUUCUUGGAUCAACUUCCCAAGUGAUGAUGAUGAUGGAUGAGCGCCUGUCUCCCUCCGCACGCUCCGCCCAGAGCCCGGGGGACAACCCGGCUACCAUCCACAGCAUAGAGGCGAUACUGGGAUUUAAAGAGGACACCAUCUUCCACAAGUCAGCCUCCUACAGCAUGACAGAAAAAGUCCUGGUGAAAGAUGCUGAGCGGAAUGUAAUUGUGACCCCAAUGAAGAAAAGUCAUUCCUCAGAAAGUUUUGACAGUGUGUGUUGCGCCAGCAGCACCGCUGAAGCCUCGGUCUGCCCGGACUCACCGGACAGAGACGGCAAACUGUCCGAUGAUGAAAGCCCCAAGAAGAAACACCGUCGGAACCGGACAACAUUCACCACCUUCCAGCUUCACGAACUGGAGAGAGCUUUCGAAAAGUCCCAUUACCCGGAUGUGUACAGCAGGGAGGAGCUCGCGCUGAAGGUCAACCUGCCGGAGGUCCGAGUGCAGGUUUGGUUCCAAAACCGGCGGGCCAAGUGGCGUCGGCAGGAGAAGCUGGAGGUUAGCUCCAUCAAGCUCCAGGACACCUCCUCCUCCUCCUUGCUCUCCUUCAGCCGCUCUCCCACCAGCUCCCUGGGCUCCAGUCUGCAGCUGGACCCCUGGCUCUCCACCCCAAUCACCACCUCCACCUCCCUGCAGUCCCUCCCGGGCUUCAUCACGGGCUCACAGGGCCUCCCGGGCACUUACACCCCUUCUCCUCCCCCUUCCAUGCCCUCCUCCUUGCCGCCCUCCUUCCUCAACUCCCCGGCCCUGGGACACCACCCUCACCUGCCCCACAUGGGCUCUAUGUGUCCCCCACCACCGGCGUACCAGUGCUCAGCUGAUCCAAGGAACUCCAGUAUUGCCUCACUGAGGAUGAAGGCCAAGGAACAUAUUCAGUCUAUUGGGAAGACGUGGUGAUGCAUGGACAUCGAAACCCAGAACACAUCAUGCUGCAUCUUUUGAAAAACUGACUUCAUCCUCAUGCUGAUGGGAUUUGUUACUUUGGAAGUUUUAAAGAGCGAAAUCUACAGUUGGCAUCCAGGAUUAGAGACAUCCUCGUCACCUAUAAGGGUAACACUUUCCUUUAACUCCCCUUAUUUAGUAUUCAUAAGCAAUAGAUAAACAUUUCAUAAAUGGUUUAUAACACACUAUAAAGAAGUUGUAAGUAGUUAUAAUUGUUUAUUAAUGUAUUUGUCAACAACUAUAACUCCUCCUGUGGGCACCCAAUAGUGGAAGCAGCUGUAUAGACAGAUAAUGAAUGACAAUAUGAUAAAAUAAUAAUAUAAAAUAUGCCUUCAUAGGAGAAGUUGUUGACAAAUACCGUACAUUAAUAAACACUUAAAUAUGUCCUUAUAGCUGUGUAUAACUACAGUCUAAUGUGUUAUAACCCAUUUAUUAAAUGAAUACUGAUUAUACUGCUUAUAAAUACUAAAUAAUAAAUAGUAAAGUAUUACCCAUAUAAGCAACUAUCUGAAAAUCUGUGACGCUAACUGUGAAGUUCCUGUAAGAAUAUGAAACUAAUGAACACUGUUUAUCUGGUGUUUUUCUUCUCCUUUAUCUUCUCUGCAGGCUGUGUUUACUGUUUUAAAUUCAUUUAGCCCAGUCUUGUUCUUAUCCAGUGUUACGUUGCCAAUAUAAGUCUAUUAGUAGCCAUCUGUAUUUAUUCUACUUUUGUAAAUGGAGCACUCCUCAUUUGGAUUCAUUCUUCCCUGCCGUUUUUUGAUCUUCCUCAUGAAAGAUUUAAUGAAUGUGAAUAUUUUCUCUGCACAAUAAACUUUAUAUGUAAAA